GGGCGGAGUCGCUGAAAGGAUGGCGGGGAAAAAAAGGCGCUCGGAAGUGGUCUUAACGUUCUGCGCACCGUUGUUCGGGUGCCUGCGGACACGCCAGCAACAUGCCAGCCUCCGGACCCGAGCGGCCGCAGCUGCUCCCGCCGUCGCCGCCCGCCUCACAGGAGCAGGGCACCGAGCCGCGGCCCCACGGGGAACUGCAGUACCUUGGGCAGAUUGAGCAUAUCCUCCGUAGUGGCUUCCGAAAGGAUGACCGCACCGGCACCGGCACCCUGUCGGUGUUUGGCCUGCAGGCGCGCUACAGCCUGAGAGAUGAAUUUCCUCUGCUGACAACCAAACGUGUGUUCUGGAAGGGUAUUUUGGAGGAGCUGUUGUGGUUUAUCAAGGGGUCCACGAACGCUAAAGAACUGUCAGCCAGGGGAGUGAAAAUCUGGGAUGCCAAUGGGUCCCGUGACUUCCUGGACAGCCUGGGAUUCUCUAGCAGAAAAGAGGGAGAUUUAGGACCAGUUUAUGGCUUUCAGUGGAGGCAUUUUGGGGCAGAAUACAAAGAUAUGGAUUCAGAUUAUUCAGGUCAAGGAGUAGACCAACUGCAAAAGGUGAUUGACACAAUCAAAACCAACCCUGAUGACAGAAGAAUCAUCCUGUGUGCUUGGAAUCCAAAAGAUCUCCCUUCCAUGGCCCUACCUCCGUGCCAUGCCCUUUGCCAGUUCUAUGUGGUGAAUGGUGAGCUGUCCUGCCAGCUGUACCAGAGGUCAGGAGACAUGGGCCUGGGCGUGCCCUUCAACAUCGCCAGCUACUCCCUGCUCACCUACAUGAUCGCACACCUCACUGGCCUAAAGCCAGGUGACUUUGUACACACCUUGGGAGAUGCGCACAUUUACCUGAAUCACAUUGAGCUGCUGAAAAUGCAGCUUCAGCGAGAACCAAGGCCUUUCCCAAAGCUCAGAAUCCUUCGAAAAGUUGAGACAAUCGAUGACUUCAGGGCUGAAGACUUUAAGAUUGAAGGGUACAAUCCUCAUCCGACUAUUAAAAUGGAAAUGGCCGUUUAGAGUGCUUUUAAAGGAGUUGUUUAAAGGACACUGUGAAUCUUCUUAGGGGUUAGUUGUUAGUUUGGGUGCUUUGUUGGAAAUUUUUUUUGCUCUAAAGUAAGAAGAAACUAGGUGAAAGAUCAGUUGCUAACCUGUCAGUUAUUCAUUAAGACUGGUGCCACUGGCAAAUAUACCUGUGCUGGUUCUGUUAGUGACAAAGGGCCUUGAGUUCCGUUAACAACCCAGUGAGGGUACAUGCAAAUGCUGAGACUAUGAAUAAAAUGAGAAUAGUAAAAAUGUACACACUCCUAACAAAAACAUGAACGUGCAUUUCAAUCCCAUGUUUGUAUGAAGGUUAAUGAUUUCAAGAAUUAAAGCUGUUCCCUCAAAUUUGAGCAAACUAAACAUCAGUCAUAAUGUAUAGUUGGUGUGGUUAUCAAUAUAUACGAUUUUAUUUGUUUUAUACAUUGUUAUAAUAAAGAAUUGUUCUGCAUUCA
This is a messenger RNA of Phyllostomus hastatus (greater spear-nosed bat), 1522 nucleotides long. It is a transcript of the gene TYMS, whose product is annotated as thymidylate synthetase. Gene Ontology annotation, cellular component: cytosol; mitochondrion. The transcript has 7 exons. NCBI's taxonomy places the organism in Eukaryota, Metazoa, Chordata, Mammalia, Chiroptera, Phyllostomidae. Gene Ontology annotation, biological process: dTMP biosynthetic process. The coding region runs from base 102 to 1046 and encodes 314 amino acids. Gene Ontology annotation, molecular function: thymidylate synthase activity. The record is from RefSeq and is a predicted model, not a curated record.